GUAGCCAUAGUUGACGCUUCAAGCGAAAUUUAGCAAUCCAGAUAUGUAUGUACAUCAAAUAAAGACUGUAAUUGAUAAUUCUGUUAUAAACUUGUACAAAGAAAGAAUGUAUUUUAGAACGCAGUAGAAAUAUAAAUUAAAAGGACAGAUAAGAAAUAGUUCUCUAUUGAAACGAAAUUGUCAAUCGUUUUACAUAUAUUUAUAGAAACAUAACAAAGAUAUAAUGGCAAUGACUAAAAAUCGUCUCCAUAAUACAGAAGAUGAUAUAUCUUUCGAACCAAAACUAACAAGAGCAAAGGCCAAGGAAUUAGCAGCAGCUCAAGUUAAUAUACCAUGGCCAAUUACUCCGGUGAAGAAGACUUCAUCAGAAGUACAAGUGUUAAUCGAAGAAGAAUUACCAGAAGAUUCAUCUGAUGAAGAAUAUAAUCCAGAGCAAGAAUCACCUGACCCUCAGGAUCAGACUGAUCCUGAAGGAAUUUUUAAGAUUCCUGGGAUUCCUUAUGUUCCAACAGAGGAAGAAAGUAUUGGUCAAAGAACUCGUUCAAAAGUUUGUUUAAGUGAAACACCUUUGGAACAAAUUGAACAAGCAUUCAUACCACCAGAUAUAACCACUGACAUGUAUGACUUGGAUUGCGAACUAGAUGAAGAUUGGGACAAUUUCUUAAAAGAAUUUACUCAACCAUUAACUCAAGAAACAAUAGUGGAAGAUGAUUCGGAAGCAGAUCCAGAAUAUAAUAUUUUAGAAGAUGAGGAAACAGAGUUUUUGGAUAAAGAAGAAUUGAGAGCUGACAAAGCUGUAAAAAUUACUCGUAAAGAAUUAAAUAACUUGAUUGCAGAAUUAUUUGAGUUUACAGACAUGUUUUCAAAACAAGAGCAAGAGAUUUCAAAAAAAAGAAAAUCUCCAGAAAAUACAAAUUUUUCAAGCGAAAACAAUAUUAUGAAUUGUUCUGUAACAGAUUUAUUACUUACUUACAAAGAACCCGAACUUCCCAAUUUAAUGAAUCCAAAUCAACAAGAAUUGUUGGCAGUUCAAUUUCGACAACAUGUACAAUUAAUGGUGCAACAUUUUGCUAUGACAUAUAUGCAUCCGGACUUACAUUCGCAGUCAAAAACUUGCAAACAAAAUCUGAAUAGUAUAAAAUACUUGAGCAAUGGACCUAAUUCUGCAUUCAAUGUGGCAAAUUUAUCAGAUGCUUUAACAUUAGUAUCUGAUUGGGAAAAUAAAUUUUUGGAUAAUAAAUUUUCUGAGGAUUUCAAAAAAACUAUGACAGAUGAAGAAGUAGUAAAGAAAAUAAAUAAAUGUAAAUAUAUUCCUAAAUUUCAUCCAGAAUUAAAAAAAAUAUUUAUGGAAAGUAAAGCUUUGAUGUAUCCACAACUCUUGCCUGAAAUGCCAUUCAGAAGUGAACUGAAUAAGUUUAUGCGUUCUCCAUAUUUAAGAUCAGAAGAAAAUUUAAUUGCAUUGGGUUUGGAACAGUUUCUUCCUUUUGUUGCAUCUAAAUCAAGAAAAUUUAAGGGUAAAAAUAUUCAAUUAGCAGAUGCAGUAAAACUAAUUAUUCAGUAUUUAGUGCCAUGUAGAGAACCUGAAGGAUUAUUGUAUCACAUCAAAAAAUGUCGAAGUGCAAAAGAUGCAAAUCCGAUAAAACAUUAUUUUGAAAAGAAUUGUGCUCCUAGAACAAUACAUUAUAUAACAUUGGAAUGUGAUCUGAAGGCACCCAAGGAUCAAUCAAUAAAUCUGUUACCUUUAAUUUGGCAAACUUAUCUUAAUAAUACAAAACAGAAAAUUGAUAUGAUGAAGCGAAAACAUAAUCUUAAUUUGUACAAUGAUAUAAAUAAAGAUUGUCUUACAAAUGGAAAUGGAAAUAGAAACCAAAUUACUAUUUCUAAAGCUCACUUUCUUUGUGCACAAAACCAGCCUGUUAAUACAUUACCAAAAAUAUUACCUGCAAAUAAUACAUUACCAAAAAUAUUACCUGCAAAUAAUACAUUACCAAAAAUAUUACCUGCAAAUAAUACAUUACCAAAAAUAUUACCUGCAAAUAAUACAUUACCAAAAAUAUUACCUGCAAAUAAUACAUUACCAAAAAUAUUACCUGCAAAUAAUACAUUACCAAAAAUAUUACCUGCAAAUAAUCAGAAAACAACUAGAAAUACAUCAAAAGAUAAUUUGUGCACAAAUGCAAAUGCUAAUUUUGAAGUCUUUAGAAAUAUAUCAAACAAUGGAGAUAAUAUUAAAUCACAUAAUAUAUAUACAUUAAAUAAAGAAUGUUCAUUGCAUCAUAGCAAUUCUUUAAAAAUUAUAACUACACAAGAAGAAAAAGGGAAGCAAAAAGAUACGAAUGAAUUAAAAGAAGUUGAAAAUGAUAUAUCCACAAAUUCAAUUACCUUAAAACAUUCGAAAUUUUCAAAAAAAUCUGAAAUAGUACAAGAAUUACCUCAAUUACGAAAGACUACUCCUAGAUUAGCAAAAACAAAAAGUGCUCAAAAUAUGAAAUUAAUGGCUCAAGUAUUAGGACCAAAAGGUUUAUCCAAUUGUAAUGCCUUAAAAUCCAGAGAAAAAAAUGAUGUAAAUAAAAAUGUAGAAAAAUCAGCAGAUUCGUCUAUGCUUGACAAUGAAGAUGAAAUAGCAGAACUAAUGUUAGCUAGCACAACUAUUAAAAAAGAUUCUAUUAGUAGAAAGAAAGCUAAAGAAGCUAGAGAAUUAGAAAACAUUAAAAGACUUUUAGAAUCAGAAAAUCCAUUAAAUGAAGAAGAAAGAGGUUCAAAGUUUGCAGCAUCAUACUUUCAGAAAUUGCACUUGACAUUAGAAUCUAAUAAUCCAGCAAUAUUACGGUCCGUAAUAAAAUUAUAUUUAGAUUAUUAUGAAAAAUUAGAUAAUAUUAAUCAGAUCGAUGAAUUAUCAUUUUCGAACUCAGCAAAUUCUUUGCAUACUGAACGAAUUAUGGGAAAAGCUGCAAAAGAUACAAUAACUAUUAAUUUGUAUCAUGAUAUAUGUAAAAAAUUAUGGGAAUAUCCUGAGCUUUGUACAGAUUUUUUAUUGUUUUUGAAACCACAUCAAGCUGCAAUGCUGGAUAAAUCAGUAGAGUAUAUAAUGCUUCAAAAAAUGAAUGAAUUUGUUAAUGUAGCUCAAAUAUAUUUUGCUAAACAACCUUCUCGGAUAGCAAAAAUGAUGCAAGCUAUUACACAACUUUCAUCCAAUCCACAAACAACAUUAGAGCAUAUUCAUGCAACUAUGAGUUCUAUACUCAAAGGACAUCCUUUGAUUAUGGAUUUAUUUUUACAAAUAUUACCAACUGCUAAACCUCCAGAAAGUUUGUUUGCAUCGCACAUGUUUGAAAACUUAACAUGUCCAGUGGGUCCAUAUGAUAAAAGUAAAAUUUAUUCUGAAGAUGCACCUGAAUUAUAUGAAAAUAUAGAACUGUCUGUAUUAUCAUUUCAAGAAGAUCCUUAUGGUGGAGAAAACUGCAAAUGCAGUUGUCACAGUAGUGAUGAAUCCACUUAUAAAAAUAUUUCUGAACAUUGUGUGUCUUGUGGCACAAGGUUCCUCAACGGGAAAAUUUACCUUCAAACAUCUGAAGGUUUAAGACCUGCAAAAAUUAUUUUUCCUGGAGCUGAAGAAGAAAAAUUGGAAAAUAUUGCACGUGUAUCUUUAAAAACUACUGAUAAAUUUGCUUUAUCCAUUUCAUCCAAACAAAGAAAGAAGUCUUCGAAGAAUGAAUUUCAUGCUGAUGAACAAUAUCAAAAAUCUUGCAUAGCAAAAAAUUCACCUGUCAAAGAAAAUGAAGAAGGGGAAAAAUUAAUUAUAAAAACUAAAAAGACUAUAAAAUCGCCGUCAAAAGAUCAGAAAAAAGACUUAAAAAGAUCUAGGAAUGAAUUGAAUUAUUUAAAUAGAAAUACGAAAAAAAUGCGUAUAUCUCAGUGUAAAACUAAAAGUGAAAAAAAAAUUGACAAACACGAAGUAAAAUUGGAAUGUGUAGAUUCAAAUGUCAGUCCUGAUGGGAAAUCGGAUGAAUGUUUGUUUAUCAAUUAUAAAAACUCUAAAGAAAUAAUGGUAAAUAAUAUGUCAGAUGUGAAAAUGUCGAAUAAUAAUGUAAGCAAGAUCUCAUCUCAUGAAAUAAACAAUGCUACUGAUUUAAAUACCAAUGUAAACACUAAAUCGUGGACACGACAGGAAGAUAUGAUUCUAUUGCAAACUAUUAAAAAGGAAUAUUCUGAAAAUUCACUUGUCCUGGUCAGUAAAACAUUAGGAAAUCGUACAAUUGAUCAAGUUAAAGAAAGAUGCGAAAUGCUACUCUCUUUAUUAAAAAAAAUGAUGUAAUUAUUUGAAAAAGAUGUAAUAUUAUUAAAUCUUACUUCAAAAUUUCACUGAGUAAGUAUAUGCCAAAUAAAUAUGUAAUGUUAAACUAUUAAAAUGUCACGAUCUAAAAAAUCAUCAGCUUUUAUUUUAAAUUAUAGACUUGUUUUCAUCAAUUAUAUAAAUGACUUUAUGUUACAAAACUAUCUCAUAAUAAGAAAUCCAAUAUGUAAAUAGAAAUAAGCAAGUGCGAAGCAAUAUUCAACUAAAAAUAGCAGUACAUGUGUGUAUGGAAAUAGGAUAUGAAAUUAGAUUAUUUAUAGUUCUUAUAACUUAUUCUAAAAAUUAACAAUAUAUUUAAAUUUUUGCAGCACGAAAAAGCAGUAAUUGAAUAUUA
Molecule: messenger RNA, 4688 nt
Organism: Frieseomelitta varia
Lineage: Eukaryota; Metazoa; Arthropoda; Insecta; Hymenoptera; Apidae
Gene: mute
Product: GON-4-like protein
Exons: 14
Coding region: 224-4315 (1363 amino acids)
Biological process (GO): regulation of DNA-templated transcription
Cellular component (GO): nucleus
Molecular function (GO): transcription coregulator activity
Source: RefSeq, a predicted model, not a curated record